Molecule: messenger RNA, 663 nt
Organism: Aegilops tauschii subsp. strangulata
Lineage: Eukaryota; Viridiplantae; Streptophyta; Magnoliopsida; Poales; Poaceae
Source: RefSeq, a predicted model, not a curated record
AUGGCAACCAACGGCCGUACCAGCCGCAAGCGCAAGCGCGAUGCAGAGCCCACCUCCCUCAUGUCUCUCGGCGACGACAUGCUCGGCGAGAUCCUCAUCCGCCUCCCGUCGCUGCCCUCGCUCGCCAGCGCCGCCCUCGCCAGCCCUCGGCUGUGCAGCGUUGCCUCCUCCCCUGCCAUCUCCGACCGCUUCCUUUCCCGGGCUCCCUUACUGGGCUACUUCGUGUCGGCCCCCCGCCCCCGCGGCGCCGUCCUCGCCUUCCACCGCGCGCUCCUCCGCCGCGACCGCCACCUCGCUGCCGUCGUCCGCCGCGGGGACUUCCAUCUCACGGAUUUCGAGGAGUACAAGUGGCGCAUCAUGGACUGCCGCCACGGCCUCCUACUCCUCAGCAGCGACCCUUACUUGGUCGUGUUCGACCCGAUCUCCCACUCGCGACUGCGCAUAACCCACAACCACAAGAGCAUCACCAGCAACUCGUCCCAGUUCCACUGCUUCCUCCCGGCCUGCAGCGUCAGUCCGACCUCAUUCCGCGUGCUCUCGCUGGAGAACCGGAGCGGCCGGGUGCUCGCACACGUCUACAGCUCCCGGACAGACUACUUCGGCUCACCUCCCUCCAUGUUGGCUCCAUGGGGUUCUGCCACGUCGCUCUCCCGAAGAACCUAG